CGGGGCGCACCUAGAUUUCUUCUGCAAGGGGCUCCCGAGGGGUUGCUGCUGCGAGUGGGGAGCGGCCCCGCCUGACUUCAUGUGCCGCCAGCACCCCGGGCCCUCGAGCACCUCCCACCAAGCUCCCGGCCCCCCUUUCCGUCUGGAAUGUCCCGCCGAGGCUCGGGUGUCGAGAACCCGAGAACCCGAGGCCACGGCCGGGCGGCCCCGCCAGCAAAUUUGUUUAUUCUGCAGCCCUAUCUCCGCGUCAUCGGGCCAGGAGCGGACGCGAAAGGGGGCGGCAGCCCCGAGGACGCCGGGAGCACCGCGCGCCCCGAGCUCCCGCAGCUCCCUCGCCGCCCGCAGCUCCUGGAGGAGGACGGAGGGCCCAGCGAGGAAGCGGCCGUGGACGGAAGCAGCGCCCCGGCGCCGGAGGGCACCCCCGGCGAACCCGCGGCCGAGGCCUCCGCGACGCCCCCCGCCCAAGACCAGGCCGAGGCCGCAGGCGAGGCCCGGCAGGCGCCCAAGGCGGUGGCCGGUGGGGUCCCCAACAUCGGCUUCGUGGGCGAGCCCCCGCCCUACGCGCCGCCCGACCCCAAGGCCGCGCACCUGCUCUACCCACCGCCCUUCCCGCAGCCAGUGCUCUUCCCGCCCGCGCCCUCCGCCUCCGCCCUGUACCCCCCGCCCGCGCCGCUCUUCCCCGCGCCCACCGCGCAGCCGCUCUUCGCGCCCUUCCCGGUGUACAACAGCCCCGUGGCCGGUGUGCCAGCCCCAGCCACGGUGGAACACAGGCCCCUGCCCAAGGACUACAUGAUGCAGUCCGUGCUGGUGACCCUCUUCUGCUGCCUGCUCACCGGGCUCAUUGCAGUCGUCUACUCCCACGAGACUCGUGCGGCCCUGGGCAGGGGGGACCUGGCCCAGGCUGAGGAGGCCUCGCGCAAGGCCCGCUCACUUGUGCUCUUCAGCCUGUUCUUUGGGGUCUUCGUGUCCACCAGCUGGGUCAUCUACGUGGUGGUAGCACUCUACCUGCCCUGAGGGCUGGUGGCUCCUUCGGGGACGUCAGGACACCCAGGGACUCCUGACCUGGCCAGACUCUUUCUGCGGACUUGGAUCCCUGCUGGUGGCCAUCUGUCACCUAGAGGGCACCUGGGCAGGCUCAGAAGAAGAUGGGCUUUGCAGCCUUCAGCACACUCAUGGCUGGGCCUCUGCCCUUGCAGGUGGCCUCAGGCAGUGUCCUAGCCCGAGGUGGGCCCAGGCCCCAGGCCCCAGGCCCCAGGCCCCAGGCCCAGCUGUGGUACAAGGGCCUGAGGUCUUCCUGGGACUGUGCUGGCAGUGCCCCCAUGCCCCUGGCCUUCACUUGACCCCUGAGAGACCAGCAGAGGGGCCAGUAUCCUCACUGUCCUCAGAGCCACAUCUGGAAGCACAUUGCCACCUCCGGCCUCCCCAUCGCCCAGCCCAGCCCAGCCCAGCUCAGCCCUGGGAUCGCAGGGCAGAGCUGCUGGGCUUUCUUUCUCCCUGUUGCGGAGUUGAGAGGAGCGGCCUCCUCUCUCCUGGGUCGCUCCUGGCCGGUCGUACUGCGUCCCAGCCCCGUCCGGGGGGGCAGGCUCUCUCCUGAUGACCCCGUGUCCAGAAACCAAGGCCACGCCGUCCGGUCAGUAGACAAACAGCAACACCCUGGGCAGAGCAUCUCAUUGCUGCCUCGGGGCUGUUGCUCGCCCUGGGUCACUUUAGGGUGAGCAGGACGCAUCUGUCCACCGCUGGGCCCUGGGGCUCCCAUGCCGGCCCCUCUGAGAUGCUGGGGUUUGCCCAGUCUGUGCAGUGCGGUGUCUGACUCGUGCACGUGGCAGUGGAGCCGCUGGGUACCGAUGGCGGGAAUUUCUGGAGGGUCUUUCGUGGGCCAAAGGUGAUGAGAGAGCAAGGAGAUCCAUCUGCAUCUAGAGAGGAGGAAGGGGGCCCCCUGGCUGAGCCGUAAAAGAUUGACAGCUCAAGUUAAAUCAGGUGCUUUCUGAGCACUGACCAGGACUGGGGGCUGAAGCAGGACGACAACCCAUCUCGGCGCUCGAAAUGCUCCAGGGGCUGGAGAGAUGAGGAUGCGGAAGUAGGUGGUGAGGAGUGAUGAUGCUUGGAGCUUGAGAGGUGGCCUCACGGUCUAGGACACGGGGUGGCCCAGAAUUAGGAUAUCAAACCCUAAAAUGCAUGAUUGCCGCAAAAAAGGAGGAAGCUGUAUUUUAGGGGUCUGUAGAUGCCAAGAAGCAUUUGGUAGACCCCAACUGCCAUAGCUCUUCCUGUUGCUAAACUCUUAGCUAAAAUCAGAAUAGAAAGAAAUCAUCUAGACCAGUGUGCCUUGAACCCGAAAGUACAUUAUGAAACACCUGGGAAAUCUUGUUAAAAUGCAGAUCCUGAUUCAGUAAGUAGGGCCUGAGAGCCUGCAUUUCUAAUGAGCUCCCAGGCGCCGCUGAAGCUGGUAGAUGAACCAACAGCGUAUCGUGUGUUACGUGGGAAAUUACUAAAACCACUGUAACCAGGACCAAGCCAUGGGUGCCCCCUAGAGUCUCUGUUCAACAUUGUUUUGAGGUUCUAGCUAAUGUAAAAAACAGCAAAAUGAAAUGUGUAGUGUGAAAACUAGAAGAGACAAAAUGAUACUCUAGCUAGAAUAUCCAAGAGUCAAUGAAAAAAUCAAAAUAAGAGAACUCAGAGAAGUGAUUGGAUACAAAAUAUACAAUAGUCAAUAGCAAUAUUCAGGUAAAAGUGGAAAAACUUUAAAAUUCCAUUCACAAUAGUGAUAAAAACAGUAAAACCUAGGAAUAAACUUAACAGAAAAGAUCCAGAUCCAAAUGAAGAGAAUUAUUUUAUUUUAUUUUAUUUUUUUGGAAGGAAAGUGCAUGUAUUGUAAGGUACAAGGAGUCCGGGACAGCUAGUGCUCAAAAAGGCCCAAACUCCUCUAAAAAGAGCAAAGAACAAGAUAUCUGGAUAGGAAGAUGUAGUAUCAUAAAAAUAUCUAGCCUUCUUAAAUAAACAGAUUUAAUGAACUUCCGACAAGAAAGCCAAGCUUUUAAAACUGAAAAAGAUGUUUUUAAAAAUUAAUAUGGAAGGAAAACGUGCAAAAACUGCUAAUAAUUUUUCAAAGUUUAACGAGGGAGGACUUUCUUCACCAGAUUUUGAAACUUACGAUAAAGCUACAAUAAACAAGGCGCAGCAUGGCUUUGCCACAGAGAUGGAUCAGUGAAAAACAAAGUCCAGAAAACAUUCCAAGUAUAUAUGGGACAUUAACAUCUGACCAAAAUGGCAUUUUAAUUGAGUGAGUCAGGGAGGGCCGACAGUAAGCAGAGUUGGCGCUCUGGUUGGAAAAAUAAUUAUUCUCCUCCUAUUGUAUGUAAAAAUAAAUUCCAGAUGGAUUAAAGAGCUAAGUAGUGUGAAAUAAAGCUCUACCAAUCGUAGAUGAACGCUUAGGAGAAUAUUUGUGUAACUUCAGGGUGUUAUGCAGUGUGGAAGGGGAGACCUCCUAAAAUCUGGAAUUCCAGAUACGAGGGAGAGAUGGAUUUGAGUUCUCUGUUUAAGGGAAGUACAGACUUAAGCCAUGAGAUGAUUUUUACUUAUCAGAUUGGGGAAAAAUUAGAAAGAUUGAUUCUAGAGGUGGCAAAGGCCUGACCCUCUCAUUUAUUACUGGUAGAUGUGUAUUGCUACCAUCUUUGUGGAAAGUAGGCUAAUGGUAGCUUCUAGGAAUAUGUGUACCAUAUCUUAAUAUGCAUGUAAGUGCAAAGAACAGAGUCUAGAAGGAUAUGUUGCAAACUGCUGCGAGUGGCUGCCUUUGGGGAGGGACUGGGGCUAGGAGGGUUUGUGCUGAAUUUUAAAAUAUGGGUGUAUUCAUGUGUUGUGUAAUUAAAAAAUAACUGGAAAAAAUGUGCAUGUCUUUUGACCCAGUAAUUCCAGUUUCAGGAUUCACAGGAGUGAAGAAGGCAGUCCGUUUCGACAGACAUUUGUCAGUGUUGUGGCUAAAGGGCCAUUGAAGGAGAGGUGAUGAAGGAGAGGUGACUGGGGCAAAUCUGGAAUGAGAGCUCUGAUUACAUUAGGGUGCGCCCUGGUUUCAGAGAUGCUCGAAUAUGUGUGUCUUAGAAUCACUCCGGUGUGGCCUAGAGGUGUUUGGCCUUGGAGAGCGGUAAAGAAAGCCUCUCCUGAGGAAGUUGUGAGUGUGUAAGAUAAAGCUUCAGUCAGAUGCUGCCAUUCCAAAGUGGUUGCAUCAUUUUGCAUUCCCACCAGCAACCGAUGGGAGUUCAGUUGUUCCACAAACUCAUCAAUCCCUGGUGUUUGUCAAUCUUUUACAUUUGAGUGCUUCUGGUCGUUAAAACUGUAGUGGUAUUUCACUGUGGCUUUAGUUUGCAUUUUUCUGACGAAUGCUAUUGAGCUUUUUUAUCAUAUGCUCAUCAGCUGUUUGGAUCUCUCUUUUUAUAAUGUACUUUUUUAAGUCUUGUGCCCGUUUUCAUGUCUUUUAUCAGUUCAGAGGAGUUCUUUAGUGUUUUCUAGAUAUGAGUCCUAUGUUAGAUUCAGGGAUUGCAAAUAUCCUCUCCUACUUUGUAGCUUCGCUUUUCAUUCUCUUAAUGGUGCAUCCGAUAGAAAAGAAGUUCUCAAUUGUAAUAUAUUCAAAUUUAUCUUUUCCUUUAUGGAUAAUGCUUUUUUAAGGCUUAAGAAAAAUUUCCCUACUCCUAGGUCAUGAAGAUAUUCUCUUAUGUAGUCUUCAAGGUCUAGAAGCUUUUCGGGUUUUUUUCACAUUUAGGUCUGCCACCCACCUGGACUAGAUCCUAGAGAUCCAUUUGUCUAUUCUUGUUACCACGCUCACUCUCAUACCUCAUGCCUGGGACUUGAUAGUAAGUCUGGACAUUGAGUGGGUCAGGUCCUUCCGCCAUCUUUAAGAUUCUUGGUCAUUUAAAAUCGUUUGUAUUUAUAAUAAAUUUUAGAAUUAAUAUGUCAAUUUUCACCUGCUAAAAAACUGGGAAUUUGACUCUGCUUUAAAUCUAUAGAUUAAUUUGGGGACAACAGACAUCUUAACAGUGCUGUUUUCCAACAAACACGGUGAAUCUCCUUAUUUGUUUAGUAGGUCGUUUAAACAGUUCCCUUGAUUUUUUUUGUGUGCAGAAAGUUUGCACAUUUUGUUAGUAUCCCUAGGUAUUUGAUUUUUGAUGCUAUUAUAAAUAUCACUUUUAUAUUUUUUUUGUUACUUGCUAGUGUACAAAAAUGCAAUUGAUUCUAGAUGAUUGACUUUGAACCCAGCACGCUUUCUAAAUUCACUUAUUCUGGUAACUUCUCUGGAGAGUCUGUUGAAUUUUCUAUUUCCACAGUAUUACCAUCUGUAUAUAAUGAGCUUCUUAUCUUCCUUUCCAGCCUUUAGUCUUUCAUGUGUUUUCCUUCCUGCACUGGCUGGGGCCCCCCAGGUACAAUGCUGAAUAGCAGUGCUGACCGUGGGCAACCUUACCUUUUUCCUUGUUUCAAAAGGAAAGCUUCAACAUUCUGUUUUUUUGUAAAAGAUAGAUAUCCUUUUUCAGAUUAAGGAAGUAUUCUUCUAUUUCUAUUUUGCUAAGAGUUUUUUUUAAAAAUAAAUUUUUUCAUUUUUAUUUUUGGCUGCAUUGGGUCUUUGUUGCCGUGCGUGGGCUUUCUCUGGUUGUGGUGAGCGGGGGCUGCUCUUUGUUGAGGUGCGCGGGCUUCUCAUUGCAGUGGCUUCUCUUGUUGCGGAGCACGGGCUCUAGGUGUGCGGGAUUCAGUAGUCGUGGCACGCGAGCUCUAGAGCACAGGCUCAGUAGUUGUGGCCCAUGGGCUUAGUUGCUCCACGGCAUGUGGGAUCUUCCUGGACCAGGGCUCGAACCUGUGUCCUCUGCAUUGGCAGGCGGAUUCUUAACCACUGUGCCACCAGGGAAGCCCUGCUAAGAGUUUUUAAAAAUCAUGCAUGGAUAUUGAAUUUUAUUAAAUUACUUUUACAUAUCCACUGAGAAAAUUAUCUGACUAAUUCUGUUAAUAUGGUGA
Molecule: messenger RNA, 5991 nt
Organism: Physeter macrocephalus (sperm whale)
Lineage: Eukaryota; Metazoa; Chordata; Mammalia; Artiodactyla; Physeteridae
Gene: PRRT1B
Product: proline rich transmembrane protein 1B
Exons: 4
Coding region: 148-1014 (288 amino acids)
Cellular component (GO): membrane
Source: RefSeq, a predicted model, not a curated record